Messenger RNA from Dentiscutata heterogama, 201 nucleotides. The record is from the annotation of a GenBank genome assembly. NCBI's taxonomy places the organism in Eukaryota, Fungi, Glomeromycota, Glomeromycetes, Diversisporales, Gigasporaceae.
AGAAAGCUUACAUUCAAAUUUUGUAAAGAUGGUAAAGAAAUUGUUAUUCAGACUGAUCUUAUUGAUAACAAUUUAGUCCAGUUUGGAAUGAAGUUCAUUACCUUCUGGCUAAGAAAUAGAGUUGGUGGUACAGGAUACUUGGCAACGCCAAUGAUUGACAUGACCGUUGGUAAUAUAUCACUAGUAGAUCAAUUUGAAUGA